Messenger RNA from Nematostella vectensis (starlet sea anemone), 809 nucleotides. Its product is annotated as soma ferritin. Gene Ontology annotation, molecular function: ferric iron binding; ferrous iron binding. Gene Ontology annotation, biological process: iron ion transport; intracellular iron ion homeostasis. Gene Ontology annotation, cellular component: cytoplasm. The transcript has 5 exons. The record is from RefSeq and is a predicted model, not a curated record. NCBI's taxonomy places the organism in Eukaryota, Metazoa, Cnidaria, Anthozoa, Actiniaria, Edwardsiidae. The coding region runs from base 106 to 621 and encodes 171 amino acids.
AUCCUUUGUGUUUUUCGCUGUUUCGCCGGUUGUCAGUGCAAUCGCUUGCUCUUCGUCUCUCUACUGUAAUUUCCACUCUCGCGCGUUUGAAUUCUACUAUUCGCCAUGUCUCUUUGCCGGCAAAACUACCACGAGGAGUGCGAAGCUGGAAUCAACAAGCAAAUAAAUUUGGAACUUUAUGCAAGCUAUGUCUACACUUCGAUGGCGUGCUACUUCGACCGUGAAGAUGUCCAUCUACCUGGAUUCCACAAAUUCUUCAAGAAGCAGGCGCACGAAGAGAGAGAGCACGCAGAGAAGCUGAUGAAAUUCCAGAAUCAGAGAGGUGGUAGAAUAGUUCUUCAAAACGUCAAGAAACCCGAGCGCGAUGAGUGGGGCAGUGGCCUCGAAGCCAUGCAGACUGCUCUAGACUUGGAAAAGCACGUCAAUCAGGCGCUUAUUGAGCUGGAGAAGACAGCUGAAAAGAACGGAGACGCACAGAUGUCAGACUUCAUCGAGGAUCACUUUUUGACGGAGCAAGUUGAGAGCAUCCGAGAGCUUAGCGGAUACAUAGCGGUUCUUAAGAAAGUUGGCCCUGGACUUGGCGUCUACCAGUUUGACCACGAGACAUUGGGCGAGCUGUGAGGUCACCUGUUAUACCUCAAACGUUCUUCAAACGGAAUUGUUUAUUAAUCAAUAGCGUCAUUAAAUCAAUAAAAUUAACCGUAAAGAUUAUUAAAAAAAGUAACCAACGACCUUAAAAAAUCUGGUGAUUUACUUUUUCUCGCUUAGAUUACCUAAUAUGAAUAAAGACACAAGAUAUAUAUGAUGAA